This is a messenger RNA of Syngnathus acus (greater pipefish), 1334 nucleotides long. Its product is annotated as 7-methylguanosine phosphate-specific 5'-nucleotidase-like. Lineage: Eukaryota; Metazoa; Chordata; Actinopteri; Syngnathiformes; Syngnathidae. Gene Ontology annotation, molecular function: magnesium ion binding; 5'-nucleotidase activity. Bases 16 to 1083 code for a protein of 355 amino acids. The transcript has 9 exons. The record is from RefSeq and is a predicted model, not a curated record. Gene Ontology annotation, cellular component: cytoplasm.
UACACUGUAUCUGAAAUGCCAAAGGCAACACCUCAGGUCUCCCGAUCCCUGAUACGUAACGGCCCAACACCGGCCCAGCACUUUCGCACCGCACGCUUUUCUUCCAACUCAACCGUGUCGUUCGCCGCACACACACACACACAUACACACACACAGAUUUGUGAGCAUGGAAAAUGGCGAUGCCUCCAAUCAUGGACAAUUGAUUUUGCUCUUCAGAUCCCCGAACUGUCCAACCCCUCCGUGUGCACGAGGGACCCUCAGAGAGUCCAGGAGAUCCUCCAGUCCAUGCUGCAGGCGGGUUCAAACACGUUACAGGUUAUCUCAGACUUUGACAUGACUCUCACGAGAUUUGCGUUCAAUGGCAAAAGAUGCCCCACCUGUCACAAUAUUCUCGACAACAGCAAACUUAUCUCUCAAGAAUGCAAAGCAGAGUUGAAGCAUCUGUUGAACACCUACUACCCCAUCGAGAUCGACUCGUCGCGCUCCAUUGCUGAGAAGCUGCCGCUCAUGGUGGAGUGGUGGACCAAAGCGCACGAGCUGCUGGUACAGCAGAAAAUCAGGAAGGAUCAGCUGGCCGCCGUGGUGCAAGAGUCCGACGCCAAGCUCAGGGAGGGCUACCCGCUGUUCUUUUCGCACCUGCACCAACACAGCAUCCCUCUGCUCAUCUUCUCGGCCGGCAUCGGAGACAUCCUGGAGGAGGUCAUCCGCCAGGCGGGGGUCUUCUACCCCAACGUCAACGUCUUCUCCAAUUACAUGGACUUUGACCAGGCCGGGGUGCUGAAGGCGUUCAAGGGCGAGCUGAUCCACAUCUACAACAAGCGGGAGGGCGCCCUGCUCAACACGGGUCACUUCCAGGAGCUGCGAGCCCGACCCAAUGUGCUCCUGCUGGGAGACUCCCUGGGCGACCUAAGCAUGGCCGAUGGCGUGCACGACAUGGAGAACAUCCUCAAGAUUGGCUUCCUCAACGACAAGGUGGAGGAGAGGAAGCAAUCGUACCUGGACUCUUACGACAUCGUGCUGGUGAAAGACGAGACCCUGGACGUGGCCAACGCUGUGCUGUUCUACCUCACUGGAAACAAGUGACCCCCCCCCCACACACACCUUUUUGAUUUAAGGACUUGCUUGACACUCCCAGGCAGAGGCGCAACUACCAACAUUCUGAGGGGCAGGCGUGCCACCGACCACCCGCCUCCCCCUUUUUACUGGUUGAAUUAUUCCUAUCUGAUGUCAUCACUGGUGUCCUCUACGGCAAAUGUCUUGAUGUAUGUCCCCUUCAGCACUUGCCUGUAUCCUAUGUGGUCUAAUACGCACGCAAUAAUAGCUUUGAAUGAAUU